CUCCCGCCUCUGAUUGGCCGAGUCCUCUCGGGGGCCGUCUGAAACCUUUGGUUGACGUUGUUGUUGUAAGUGGUGGAGAAAUUACUUUGUCGCUGGUGGUCCGGUUUGGGAUUUUACGCACCGUUCUCCAUAUGAGGACACUAAAAAGUUAGAAGUCGUUGGUACUGGAAACGUAUUUGCUACUUACAAGUUGGCACUUGCUGGAAAACUGAAUGGGACGAUGAAAACAACAUCUGCGAGGCCGCUAAAGGUGUGGCUGACAGACUAGCUGAAGGUAGAGGCCGACUCCACCUUAUCCAUUCACUUUGCUGCCCUGUCGGGGAGAGCAGAGUACAGGUUUUUUUUGUUUUGUUUUUUUUCUUUCUCUCUCUCUCUCUCUUUCUUUUUAAUGCCUGGAUGCAACCCGCCAACUUGUGAAUUCAUGAUCACAUGACCGUGGAUAUGGACGCAGUCCUGUCCGACUUUGUCCGUUCCACUGGAGCUGAACCGGGAUUGGCCAGAGACCUGCUAGAGGGCAAGAACUGGGAUUUCACUGCUGCCCUCAGUGACUUUGAGCAGCUGCGACAGGUGCAUGCUGGGAACCUGUCGUAUUCGUUCACAGAAGAGCGAACGUAUCUGGCCCCUGAAAAGGAGAUGGCUCGGGUAGGACGGCCUAUACUCCAUCGCCAAGAUGAGGUGGUGCAAGCUACAGAGAAGCGUUUGUCGAGGGGUAUUUCUCAUGCUAGCUCUACCAUCGUUUCUCUGGCCCGCUCUCACGUCUCGAGCACCGGCGGUAGCAGCAAUGAGCCUCUUCUGGACACGCCCCUGUGCACUUUCCAACUGCCAGACCUCACUGUGUACCGGGACGACUUCAGGAACUUCAUUGAGAGGGACCUUAUUGAGCAGUCCAUGAUGGUGGCCUUGGAGCAAGCCGGGCGGCUGAACUGGUGGACAAAAGUGGUUUCAAACUGCCAGAGUCUGCUACCUCUGGCAACAAGCGGAGAUGGAAAUUGCCUGCUGCACGCAGCCUCGCUCGGUAUGUGGGGCUUUCACGACCGAGACUUGAUGCUGCGGAAGUCCCUGUACGCACUGAUGGAUCACGGGUUGGAGAGAGAGGCACUGAAGCGCAGGUGGAGGUGGCAGCAGACCCAGCAGAACAAAGAGUCUGGGCUGGUGUACACGGAGGAGGAGUGGCAGAAAGAGUGGAAUGAACUGUUGAAGCUCGCCUCCAGCGAACCGAGAAUACACUACAGCACCAACGGCACCAACGGAGUGGAGUCUUCAGACGAGCCGGUUUAUGAGAGUUUGGAGGAGUUUCACGUCUUUGUCUUGGCUCAUGUCCUUAGAAGGCCCAUCGUGGUGGUCGCUGACACCAUGCUGAGGGACUCGGGAGGAGAGGCUUUUGCUCCCAUCCCAUUCGGAGGCAUCUACCUACCGCUGGAAGUGCCAGCUGCCAAGUGCCACCGCUCUCCGCUGGUCCUGGCAUACGAUCAGGCGCACUUCUCUGCUCUGGUCUCCAUGGAACAGAAGGACAGCUCGAAAGAGCAAGCAGUUGUGAUCCCUCUCACUGACUCAGAGCACAAAAUGCUGCCACUGCACUUUGCUGUGGAUCCAGGGAAGGACUGGGAGUGGGGGAAAGAUGACACAGACAACGUGAUGCUAGCAAGGAAAUUCAUGUGUUCCAGCAGGAAAGUGAAAAAUGGAGUAUGCAGAUUCACACACAAUGUGGCUCUUUCUUUGGAGGCCAAGCUCCAGAUGUUGCACAGCUACAUGACGGUCACCUGGCUGCCCCUGCCAUGCGAGCAAGCCCCGCUGGCCCAGCCGGAGUCUCCUACGGCAUCAGCUGGAGAAGAUGCCCGGUCGCCUCCUGACUCCGGAGAAUCAGACAAGGAGUCUGUCAGCAGCAGCUCCAAUGGCAACGGAGACACAACCACAGGAUCAACAGUCAAUGGAGGGGGAUCUUUGGCCAAGAACAGCUCCUCCUCUUCAUCUAGUUCAUCCAGCAGUGGAUCAGCAGGGAAGGACAAAACCAAGAAGGAGAAGGACAAGGAUAAAGACAAGAAGAGGGCAGACUCUGUGGCCAAUAAGCUUGGCAGUUUUGGAAAGAGCCUGGGCAGCAAGUUUAAGAAAAACGUGGGUGGGCUGAUGCCAGGAAAAAAUGUUGGAGCUGGAGGUGCCAAGCAAGAGGGUGGGGAGAAGAAGAAAGGCUCAUUUAGAGGGAGGAAGGGCAGCAAGGAUAGCUCGCCUUCUGCCCACGCCUCUGAGGAUUCUGGGAAAGGCUCUCCCUCCUCGGGCAGCGAGCGUCUCAAUGGAGCCGGGAGCAGCAUGAGCAGCAGUGGUGGGAGCAGCACUGAGAGCGAGCCCUACAAGUACAGCGCCGAUGUGAAGGUCAGCCUCGGCAUCCUGCGGGCCGCCAUGCAGGGGGAGAGGAAGUUCAUCUUUGCCAGCCUUCUCACCACCAGCAACAGGCAGCCCUUCCAGGAGGAGAUGAUCCAGCGUUACCUCGCCGAUGCAGAGGAGCGCUUCCGGGCUGAGCAGGAACAACAGCGCCGCGAGGCAGAGAGGAAAAGCAUCGCUAACAGCCUCCAACCCCCCAAGAAGGAGGUGGUUGGUUGUUCAGAGCUAAGUUACCGGCCUUACGAGCCCAAAGAGGAGCUAUCGGAGAACUCGUCGCCUUCCUUCAACACGCUUAAGCUGUCUCCUUUGAGUCCCUCUAUGUACUCGGCUGUUGUGCCCAUCCCCAGGCCCUCCUUCAUUGACCAGCCUCUUCCUGCAGCCCCCCUGACCCAGCAUCUUCACAUGCAUAGCUACGUUGAUAAUCGACGCCAGCUAGCUGGUGGCUCCUCGGCAAUCUCUUACCCUGGCCUCCCCUCGUAUGCAACCCUCCCCCGGCACGGCCCCACUGCACAGCCUCCCUCCCAUCCCCAGUACAAUAACUCGCAAGGCCCCUCCUCCCUCAGUCCUUCCCGCCUCGCACCCUCAUAUCCCCCCGAAUUCGACCCACCGGACUACCCCGGGGCUGAACUCACCACUGGGAACUACACCAACGGCUUCCGGGACAUGAGCUCCAAUCUAGACUGUCGGAACGGGCAGCCCCCUGUCAGACACUACUCGUUGGGCAGUGCCAGCGGAUUGGCCGGCCUGCAGUCCAGCCGCUGUCGGACACCCAACUGCAACUACUACGGACACCCCGAGACGGGCAACUACUGCUCCUACUGUUACCGGGAAGAGCUGAAGAAGAGGGAGACAGAACCGGCCAUCCACAGGUUCUGAGCAGACCCCGUUGUGGCUUGAAUUUGACGAGUGGCCUUUUUCACGACUGGAGCGGAUCAGCCUGUGGAUGGACGAGGGACAGGGCAACCACCUCCCUCAUCUUUUAUUCUUAGCUGUGUCAUUACCUGUUGAAAGUACCAAGUGAGGCUACAUAACUACAGGAUACACAAGGUGGUCUUUGACUGCCAGGGUCACGUUAGACCGUAGAGUAAACUGCACUUCUGUUACAUUUUGCUGUGGCUCUUAUGCAGGCGUUGUGUACGAGUGUGUGUGUCUGUGUGUGUGCGCGUGUGUGUGCGCGUGUGGGAGAGAGAACUACAAACUCUCCUCAAGUCUUGGAGUUGGAACGCCUUGCUACUAUCUCCUCCUAGUGGAGCGAAUGUAUAUGGCAGGCAUCAUACAUGACACUCAUCAAUACAUGUACAGAACACACAUCCACACUAAGUAAUACUUACACUACAACAUAAACAGAGAUGCAAGCACAAACGGAAAAGGCGUGAGUGUCUCUGCUCCAUUUCUAUUCUGUGAUGAUUGGAUUGGUUCAUUAAGGGAUGUUUGAAGUCACGUCUGGUUAUAAGGUGAUUUCAGUGUUACAGAUACAGAUAUUAACACUAUUAUCAUUAGAUGCUUGUACCUCGGGAAACAGCACAAUUAAUCCUCGUCGAGUUGCUUUUUUUUCCUCUUUUGUCGCAUAAAAUGCACACUGAAACUGUCGUGUGAUGCUCAUGAUAAGCGUUCUGUAGGCUGCUGCGGUGCUAAUGUUACAGAACGCGUUUAAGACGACUGCUCUGCACUGCACUCAUUCGGGCAAAGUAACUAUCACUUAAAAAAAAUCUGCAUUUUUGUCCAAUGCUGUAAAUUGGAUUAUGAAGAUGUCAGCCCCCCCCCCUCUUUUUUCUUUAAUAUUAAGAGCUAUUGACCAGGUCACAUGAUUGACCAGGCAUCAUAGAUCAAAGACAAGAUAGAAACAUAGUACGAUGGUAAGGUACUGUCCCGGUCCAGAGUAUUUCUUCUGUUUGUUGGAAUGUUUUUCUUUUUGUACUCGGGUCUUCCUGUUUCCUGUUACAAUGGUUGAUGUUUGUGUGGCCUCGAGAUGCAAUAAUAUGUGAAAUGUGAGAUGAAACUUAACGUUCAGAACAGCAGAUUUUUGGAGACAACAGUCAAUAACUUAAUUUAGUUGAACAUGAGUAAGCACAUUUUGGGAUUUUUAGGAGAAAAUUUAUGGCUUUGUUACCAAACAUGCUGCGUUAAUCAGUGGCGAUUUCUCUCUCCAUGACGCAAACUGACACAAACACUCGCCUGGAUGUGAGAAACUGACAUCGUAUUAACAAAUUCUGGUUAUUUUUUUUUUU
Haplochromis burtoni (Burton's mouthbrooder) is the source of this 4604-nucleotide messenger RNA. RefSeq names its product OTU deubiquitinase 7B (gene otud7b). The transcript has 13 exons. The record is from RefSeq and is a predicted model, not a curated record. The coding region runs from base 430 to 3252 and encodes 940 amino acids. Gene Ontology annotation, biological process: protein K48-linked deubiquitination; protein deubiquitination involved in ubiquitin-dependent protein catabolic process; protein K11-linked deubiquitination. NCBI's taxonomy places the organism in Eukaryota, Metazoa, Chordata, Actinopteri, Cichliformes, Cichlidae. Gene Ontology annotation, cellular component: cytoplasm; nucleus. Gene Ontology annotation, molecular function: zinc ion binding; cysteine-type deubiquitinase activity; DNA binding.